ACCUCGUUACGCCAUUUUUGUUGGGGAGCAGUCGUGUCCAGAAGAGAAGGAUUAGAUUCAAUACAGGUACACUAAACGGUACCUUCGUAUAUUUAUCUAGUUGAAUUGUGCGGCAAACGUGACACUUGACUGUCUGUCACACUCACACAAUGUCGUCAGAAAACCUGGACUCAGAUACUCAGGUGGACUACGAGGACGAAAAACAGGACUCCCAGGAGAAGAAUGCAAACCCAGUGAAAGCAGAGGAGGCCAAACUGAAGGCCAAGUACCCUGGCCUGGCCCAGAAGCCCGGCGGCUCAGACUUCCUAAUGAAGAGAUUACAGAAAGGGCAAAAGUACUUUGACUCGGGCGACUACAAUAUGGCCAAGGCCAAGAUGAAGAACAAGCAGCUUCCUGUGGCAGGGCCUGACAAGAACCUGGUGACUGGUGACCACAUUCCCACGCCGCAGGAUCUGCCCCAGAGGAAGUCCUCCUUGGUGACAAGCAAGCUAGCCGGCUAGCCUCCACCAUCCUAGAAGCACCCUCAUCCCCUCCUGGGGCUCCCGGCAAACGCCUCCUUCUCCUCUUCCUCCUCUUCCUCCUCACCCAUGUCCCCAAUAUGUCCACCCCCACUCCUCUCUUCCCUUGUCAUCCCCAGGCACCACUGGCUUUAACAUGUCGGGCAGAGUUGUAUAAGUUAAAACUCCAUUUGCUUGUAUGUGGGUGGGGCGGGGUGGGAGGGAUGGAGGUUCAGGCAGGCCUUGAGGUCGCAGCCUUCUCUGCCUUCUCACCACGCACAGCUCUGCCCCUCUGCGCACUCUGCUCUACCGCCUCCCUCAUGUCUUCUUGGUUUUCAGUGUUCCAAGAUGCAUCACAGUAGGUGUGUGUCAUCGGGCAGGGGUUGGAUGGGAUGAGUUAAUGCACUUUGUAGUCUGUAUAUUAUGCUUUGUUUUUUUUUUUUUGCAUCCUAAAUGACACCAAAAUAAUGUGUGUAAGGGAGUUAGGAACCAUGAUCACAGCGCAUUCUUUGAUUGUUAUGUUCCCAGUCUAUGCUGGCGGCGGGCCUCAGCCGGAGGGUUUGGUAGAUGUAUGUGAUUAAUCGCUUGCGUACCAAAUCUGCAAGGGGCUGCUGCUUAGCUUACGAGUUGUUUAGCAUUCACUGACACCAUAUUAGGAAAUGCAGGGAAGCGAAUGGAGGCUUCCUUUCAUCUCAUCCUGUGGUCACUUAUUGUCAGACGGAAACUCAAGGUCAUCUUCUGCAGCUCAGCCGAACAGGGAUUUGAAAGGCCACUUCCACUUUUUGCCCCCUCUGUGCUCAUGUUACUUUAAUUCUUGACUCCCUUUGCUCCUGUUCUCUCUAUGCUGCAUGAUUGUAACAAAAAAAAAAAAGAAAGAAAUUUACCGUGUUUUUAAAUGGGAGUGGGGCACUUGCUUAGUGAUAGGAACUUAUCAAAACAAACACACAAAGCCCUGAAACGUCCACAGUCACAUUUCCUUCCCUUCUUUCCUGUUUGCUGUCCUGACAAUCCAUAUACACAUGCUCCAGUUAGAGGCUCAGGACGAGAGCCAGCUGAGUGUAUCUUUGUAUUAUUUUUAAUGGCUGGGAACGCUCCCAGUCUCUGAGUUGAGUCUUAGUUGAGUUGCAUCAAGACGUGUGUUUACUAUGAGCCUAAAAGAUUUGCAGGGGGAUUGAAGAACCCUGCACAGAGUAUAUGCUUCUGUAAAUAAUACUCAAACAAGCACGUAAUUCGUGAUAAGCUUGGCGCUUUGAGGACCAGAGCGGCUAACAUGCCUGAGUGGAAUGGUAGUGCUAAAUCGACUCACUUGGGAUUACACCCUGGGAUUUCUGGCUUGCAAAUCUUGUGCUUUACCAACUGGGCCAAAUUUCACACUGCAGCUAACAGGCUCGAAGACCACGGGCACACUUGUCUUUCCAACGUGACUGUUACUAUCAUGUCGUGAUGUGAUGAGGCAGACUGCAGCCUAGGCUGGUUUGGCUCUCAUUGUAUUUGGAGAUCUGAGCACAAGAGUGAUUUGACCCCCAUCCAGACAUCUUACUUACAGCUGUCAACCUGGAAACACAGAUCCAGACGUGGCUGAAAGUUUCAGUGUCGCGCGCCAACACGUGUACUUUGACAGGACUGCUAUAUCCGAUCACAAAGGUCCCACUGAAAGGACAACCAGUAACCACAGGGGUAGUUUUUAUAGUUGUGUCCUGCAAUGGGACUUGUGCAGCAGAAGAAUCACUCUUACUCAGCUAAGAGAGAUUUCACAUUUUUUGAGAUCGUUUUCUCAACACUUUCAGAACAUAGAUAUACAGUCAGACAUAGUGGUUCCCUUGACAGCUUGCCGUCUUUGGCACUUCAUGUUGUGAAACACUAACUAUAGUAAAAGGAUCACCACUACUUUACUUCCCUAAAACCUUAGCUGGAGUGUAGACGUAGUUCUGCUAUCAGCGCCCAUAGAACAGUGGGUUUAUUCCCAAACUGACAUACUACACAGACUGAUCUUUGAUCUCAGGGGUGUCAGAGGGUAAACGGCAAGCAACCUGAUAACCACAGGUGUCAGCCCGGCUCCCGAGAUCAACAUCGCAGGCCCAAAGUGGGACACUGCGUGCCUGCGGGACACUUUCACUCUAACACUUGGCAAAGCAGAGAGGGAUUUUAUAACACAUGAUGAGGGGGGCAAAGUGUGAGUCUCUGCUCCUGGUCCCACCUGUUAAUGUGGUUUGACCUCUGAAAGAGAGGUGAAAAGUGCGAUCAACAAAUCUGCAGAUUUUGAGGUGCCGUCCACACUUUGAAGAAUCUGAACUGGAUGCCGGCGCUCACUAAGAAUCAGCCUCCUUGUAUAAUACUGCUUCAGGGAACCUUCACAGACGCACACUCCACCAUGUAGGCUAGGUGAUAGGGUGCAUGCACCAUAACAUUUUCAACCUCACUUGUUUUGCAUUACUGAGACUCUAAAAUGUGUCAAAUUUGCAGUGGGUGAAAGAGAUCUGACCUGUUCCUAUUUGCUUGUUAUGGAGUUGUAUGAAUGCACUGCUUUUCUCUGUUCCAGCCAAUGUAAAUAGACUUCAACAGGGAGGGAUUUUUCUGAUGUUUCUCACCUGUAUUUCACUCUGUCAUAGCUUGAGCUAUUUUGUGAUUCAAUGGUUCCUCUCUCCUUUCUGUUUAACACUACGUCUGCUCUAUCUUGGCGAACUGCAGAGGCUAUGUGAAUCUGUAUCAUAUGAAAAUAUGUGUAAAUGCUGCUGAUUCAGUCAAAGACAAAUCCAAGAGACGAUACCCUGUAAAGAACGCCUGCUCUCUUGAUUCUACCAAUAUGACUCUCUUCUCUCCAAGUAUCUGUUUAAGAGUCCUAUAGCUCCUGUGGCAAAGUCCAUUCAGUUGAGGCUGUGGUAAACCUCAAUGUAAAUUCUACAACUUAACUUAAAUGGUGCAAUGUUGAAUUUGAUCCAGCUUUUGGUCGUCCAGAGCUCGAAAAGAGAAGUCUGGAACACUUGUUGUCACUGUAAUUGACAUGUACUGAUCAUUUUGUCAUAUUAUAUUUAAAGGCCCACAGUUUCCUGCUUUGAGAAGUAAAGAUGGCUAAAAGAAAUGGGUGAUUAAGCCCCAGUGUUCUAUGAAAUAACAGUGGACAGAAGUUCUUGAAUGCAACUUGAUGUUUGGCUUUGCACAGAGCAGUUCAGCGAGAGGAAAUGGUAGGGGGUGUUUCAAACCCAACACACAGGGUGUCUCUCGUUCAGCUAUGAUAAACACGUGCCAGAAUGUAUAAAGAAAUGACAGGCUGUGUGCUCUGAAGUACUUUUUGUGCUGCUUUUACCUUAUCCGUUUCUUUGUUGUUUUGCAAGUAAAUGUUUCUCUCUUCUUUUGUUUGUUUCUUUUUUUUUUCUUGUGUUCUCUUAUUGCAUAAUUAGUAAAUUUCAUCCUGGCCCAAGUUAACUGCAGGGAAAUCAGAGGCACCCUUACUUCCAGGAAAAAAAAAAAUAAAUAAAUAAGGGUUUACAUGAUAAAGAGGAUGACUGGAGAACACGGGAAUGAUUUUAAGAAAGUACAGGAGUACUUGGAAUGUUUCAGUUGUAUGGGAGUAGGUGAAAGGAUUUUUGUCAGUAUUUGAAAUAAACUUUUACAUUAAUAAGA
Scatophagus argus is the source of this 4118-nucleotide messenger RNA. RefSeq names its product endosulfine alpha b (gene ensab). The transcript has 3 exons. Bases 150 to 500 code for a protein of 116 amino acids. Gene Ontology annotation, cellular component: cytoplasm. The record is from RefSeq and is a predicted model, not a curated record. NCBI's taxonomy places the organism in Eukaryota, Metazoa, Chordata, Actinopteri, Scatophagidae. Gene Ontology annotation, molecular function: protein phosphatase inhibitor activity.